AUGGAACCUGAAACUUUUGUUAAUUUACUUCUUGACCAUGUCGAGUCAAAAGCUGUAAUUUCCACAGAAUAUAACUAUUUACAUUCUCAUACUUGGGAAGUCGCGCCUGAAAUUGCCGCUAGGCUUCCAAGUACAUAUAAAUCAUAUCAAAACAUCCUUUUGACUUAUAUUUGUUCAAAUAAUAUUGUACCUGAUGGUGAUUUAACGUUCAAUGGAAAUUUUCUGGCUCAUGUUUUAGCAAAAAGAUUACGUGAAUCGGCGAAUCCCAAAACAUAUACAUCAAUAUUGAAGUUUUUCAAUACAUUCGAGCUACCGAAUAACUUUUGUCAACCAAGCCUUGAGCUGUUAAUUAAACAAGUUUUUGAUGAUAGUGAGAUACCGGGACAAACUAUUCAGUGGUUACUAUCAUUUAUAAGAGAUCAGGCUGGAUGGCUAUAUUCAAUUAAUCUCGAAGAUGUCGACGCGGAUGCUGCGGAAUUCCAAAGAAUUAAAAUUUUUCGUGCUUUUCUUUCUGAAAAGUUUUGCAAGAUAUCGAAAACUUUGUUAUAUGAAGAUAUUGAGCUCUUACGAAUGGUACAAGGAAUUUCAAAGGUUAAUGAUAUUAAAGUAAACCCAGAUUAUACUAAUGAAGAAAUAAUUAUUUCUCAGAGAUUACAUGCGUGUCAAGAUAUUUUAGAUAUUGUUACGCUUCAUCCAAGUGAACAUCGAAUACAUCAAUCGGAUCUUUGUAAGUUGAAGAUGAAACCUUUUCUGACAACUUUAAUGUAUAAUAAUAUCGUGAACGAAUAUUUGGAUCGUCUUGAACUUUUAGAGUUAGAGCUUGCACAGUUUCUCAAAAAUAAUCAGGAUAUUUUAGAUUAUGAAUAUUCUGAUAUUUUCAAUAUAUUAACGGGUCGUAAAACCGAGUUGAAUCCAAUUUAUGAAAACUUUUUAACUUUUAGAAGAGAUGAAAUCAUUCUUUUACUAUUGGAUAUUGCCGAAUUCGCUAUAAAUGUCCCGUUCAAGUUUAUGACGAGAGUGAUUCUUACUCUGGCAUUACUGCACAGAUUAUGCAAAGAAAAAUAUCAAAAUUUCGUAAAUGAUUCUAAUUCAUCGAGCAAGGAUGAUGAUUUUAAAGAAAUUAACCGAAUAAUACUUGAUAUUUGGUUGUCAUCAUUUUCUCGACUUCGAAUUUCAAGAUUUUCUUUCUCUCUCCAAACCAAUUCAUCCGAAUAUUGUUUUACUACAGCAUCUCCUGAUACAGAAGAUAAGAUGACAAUUGUGCCUAGACCAAUUUUGACUUUAUUCAUAGAGAAUCUUAGUAAAAUAUUUAAAGUUGUGUUAGAUAAUGACCUUGGAGAAGAAAGAAAAGGCAUUGAAGCUUUGAUUCAUAUAAUAUUUGAUAAAUUAGGAUUUGAAAUACCUUUAGAAGCAAUUCUUAUAGAACCAAAAUAUUUGUUAGAGGUAGUUGAGAAAGAUGAAUAUUGUGAUAUAUUGAAAAUACGUCUUCACAAUGCUAUUCAAGAAAAGUCAAAGUAG
Molecule: messenger RNA, 1518 nt
Organism: Funneliformis caledonium
Lineage: Eukaryota; Fungi; Glomeromycota; Glomeromycetes; Glomerales; Glomeraceae
Source: the annotation of a GenBank genome assembly